Messenger RNA from Ostertagia ostertagi, 1155 nucleotides. The record is from the annotation of a GenBank genome assembly. NCBI's taxonomy places the organism in Eukaryota, Metazoa, Nematoda, Chromadorea, Rhabditida, Trichostrongylidae.
AUGGAGGAGACGUUUGCUGACGCUGGCGUCUCCAUCACAGUGACCUCCCUUACGGACUUCAUCUCCUUUGCCGUUGGUUGCGCGACACCAUUUCCAAGUGUUCAGAUGUUUUGUGCGGUAUGCGGUGACAGCAGUGAUGUUCACGAUACGUCUAUCAGUCGUCCACUGUCUUCGCUGAAUGCCGAUGUCCUAGCACAUCGUCAGGCGAAUGGGACACGCAGACAACUGCAAGUCCACUGGUUGGCAGAAAGAUCAAAAAGGAAGAGAUCGAAGAGUGCAUAUGAAGAUCGAAGUUUUGAGAAGAAUCAUUUACUUUCGCAGUUCUUCCGCACCACCCUGACUCAGGGACCUGUGCUUCUGAACUCGCGAAUCGACUACGGUAGUAAUCUCCAUGUAUGGAUGUACAAUCUGUCAAAUGUCGAUAUUGGUCCAAGACGUAUUUGGACGGUGUUGGACAAGGAAAUAGAACUCUACGAGCACACUGAGUUCACAGGAGCUGCUGAUUCGUGGUUGCGUACUUACCUUGCUUUCACCAAACAGUCUGGAUUGCUCAUUACUCAGGAUAAUUUUGUUUACAUUCUCAGGAAUGUGUUCUUGUCACAACCGCCAAUUCGGCAAAAUCCCGGCGGUGAUGUGGAACCCAUUCAAGAAUCGAUGAAGAGAAUUUCGCGGAAAAAUUUGUUGAAAGAUCUUGAAAAUCAAUUAAUUAUUUUGUUCGACGCAAGCGGAUCUUUGCUGGACGCCUCUCGAGUACCGAUCCAGCUCCGUCAUGUUGGAUUUGCGAAUCAAAGUCGAGCGAUGCAGCUGUUCAGAAAACUGGCUGAGACUAGUAAGCUUCCGACCGGCGUCUAUGCCGACUUCUUCCAGUUCGCAGAGCAGUACAACGCCGUUCUACCGGGCACGUUGUCGUCAAUUGGAUACGCUGGAGCAGCUGUGAUCGUGGUUUCCCUUCUGCUAAUUCCAGAACCGGUGGCUAGCUUAUGGGUCUCGUUCUCGAUUGUCUCGAUCAACAUUGGAAUACUCGGUUUCAUGACAUUUUGGAAUGUUCGACUCGACUUCAUAAGCAUGGUGACGAUCGUCAUGUCCAUCGGAUUCUGCGUCGACUUUGCCGCUCAUUUAGCGUACAACUUCGCCAAGGUAAAGUAUGAUUCAUAA